This is a messenger RNA of Pangasianodon hypophthalmus (striped catfish), 10180 nucleotides long. It is a transcript of the gene pknox2, whose product is annotated as pbx/knotted 1 homeobox 2. The transcript is spliced from 12 exons. The record is from RefSeq and is a predicted model, not a curated record. Gene Ontology annotation, biological process: regulation of transcription by RNA polymerase II. Bases 7612 to 9021 code for a protein of 469 amino acids. NCBI's taxonomy places the organism in Eukaryota, Metazoa, Chordata, Actinopteri, Siluriformes, Pangasiidae. Gene Ontology annotation, molecular function: DNA-binding transcription factor activity, RNA polymerase II-specific; RNA polymerase II cis-regulatory region sequence-specific DNA binding.
CUCUCCCUCUUCUCUCCCUCUUCUCUCCCUUUACCCCCCUCUCUGAGUCCUGCUCACAAAAGGCAGGACAUUAUUCAUCCAGACAGGGCCAUGCACAGGAGAGAGAGAGAGAGAGAGAGAGAGAGGAGGGAGGGAGGGAGGAGAGCGUGAAUGAGUGAGAUAGAGGGAAGAAGGAAGAGAGGAAAAGAGAGACUCGGGUGAAGACGCGAUGUCGGAGGCGCGUUGGAAUUGUUUAGAUUUGUGGGUCUUUUUCUUUUUUUUCCGCACUAUGAAGGAUGUGGAAGGAUUUGGGGAUAAUGUGGUAUUCUGGUGUGUGUGUAUGUAUGUGUGUGUGUGUGUGUGUGUGUGUGUUUCAGUGCGUGUUUCAGGUGAUUGGUUUAGCUAUGAAAAAUAAUGUGUGUGUACAUGCCCAUGAAAGAGACAUGAGGCAGGCGCGUGCGUUUUAACGCAUCUACUGCUGUACAUUAUGCGGGGUAUUUGCAUCAUCUGAUUACAUUAGUAUCAUUAUUAUUUAUUUAAUUAUAGGCUAUAUUAGUAGUGGAAUGGUAGAAUGUGCAGGCUGUGUAGCUACUCACAGUGAAAUAGAGAGAAACACACAGUAUUUCUAUGUUUGCAUUGUAUUUUACGCACCAGAGUGCGCUUUCCUUGGUUUAUAGGCUACUGUGUGGGAUUUUUGUAGAAAACGACCGAGCAAAUCCACUGAACUGUCUUUUCUCUAUUUCAUACUGAGUACUGAGUGCUUAGUAAGCUCUUAGUGUUUUCUACUUUUCGUGCGUUAAAGCUGAAGUAUCUUGCGGCUUGUUAUUGCGGAUAAAACAAAGUACACUGAAUAUAGCAAUUACAAACAGAUGAAAAGUGAAAAAUCCCACUGCUAAAGAGGUGCUGAUCGAGGAUAUUGCAUUCAAUAAAAUGUUUACAUGAACUUUAGACAUUUCAAGCAUCUCAUUUUUCACUAAGAAAGGUUUACAGUCAACUCUGCAAGUCUUUCUUUAUUUUUAUUUUAUUAUAUUCUUAAAUUUCAGUAUGUUGCUUUGCUGUUCUGUGGAUUAAAUAUAUUUGGUACCUAGAGCAUGGCAUUUUAACUUUGUGGUGUGGUGUUUUUUUUCCCCCUGCUUUAUAUCAGUGUUUCAAUCUUUGUGCUUAAACCUGACUUUUAAACCUGAAAUAUUACUUUAUAUGCUUUCAUUGGGGAAAAAAAAAAAAAAAAGCACUAAACUGCACCUUACCUUGUUGCUGGGGUGGAACCCUCAAGGGUACAUUACUUAUAGUUGAAUAUCACCUUUUCACCUGGAAAUGUGGCUAUAUAAUGUACCUUAAAAUGAUUUAAUGUACAAAAUGGACCAUAAUUAAUUUUUAGAGUAAUGAUGUAAAGGUACACUAUGCACCUUUCUAGGUAAAAAAUAAUAAUAAUAAUACACACUAAAUGUACAAAAGGAGUUUAUCUGUGUUAUUUGGCAGCCCGAACAUAAUGUUGAUUAUUAAUUCAAUAUGCUUUACUGGCAUAACCAUAUACAGUGAGUAUUGUCAAAACAUAUAUAGUUACUUAUACACACACACACAGACACACACACACACACACACACACACACACACACACAUAAAAGACUUUAAGUUUAGCAUCUGCAUUUUUCCAAUCAUUACUUUUGCUGCAUAUAUAUAGAUAUAAACAAUAAAAUCCCUAGUGCAUUUAACAAUGCUAGUGUUUCUAUCAGUCCAGCUGGAGAGAAAAAAAAACACUAACAUUUAACUCUACAUUGGUUUUACUGUGAAAUUGUUAUAAUAUGAAUUAGUACACUUAAAAUUCAGCAUUAUUGGUAUUCAUUACAGUGUUCUUCUGAUGUCUAAGAAGUUCUUCUUACUUCUAAUUCAAUCGGAUAAUUGGAAUUUUUCAUAAAGACUUACAGAAGCACACACACACACACACACACACACACACACACACACACACACACACACACACACACAAGCACUGCACACUGUGAGAUAAUACCAUUAUGUCUGCAAAUUAGAAAGUUAUGUCAAGUAAAUGGUUUAUACAUAACUUUAUUUGCUGUGAAAUGAUUUCAGCAUUAAGCUUUUGUCUUGCACAUGUUAAACAACUGUUCGAGAUUUGACAUUCUUUGCACAAAAGUGAAUUAAACUUCAGCCCAUGCGCUUUAAUUCAUCAGACAAUACCUCUGCUUGGUAACUAUAACAAAUAUCCUAAAAGCGGUUAUAAUAAAGCUCAUGGCAUAAUUCUGUGGUACUGACAUGUGGGUUGCAUUGCACACAUAACCAUGAAAGUCUUCCCAUGCCACUCUGUGCCUGACAUGUGAGCCAUAAGAGUCCAUGCCUUCUGACACUCACUGUCGCAGAAAAGCUGGAUAAGGAAUUUCUCACCAUCUGAGAGAGAGAGCAAGAGAGAAAGAGAGAGAGUGUGUGUGUGUGUGUGUACGUGUGUGUGUCUAUAUGUCCCCAUGCCCUCUCAGACACGAGUCUCUCAUAAUUAGGUGUUGUAUUUCCGUGGUUAGGGCAUCAGAAGGCUGUGAUAUUUUGUGGGGGAGAUACUUGCGGUGUGGUGCCAAUCUAAAUGCUGAGAUCCCCACUGUGAUCUUAAUUGAUGAUUUGUGUCAUGGGAAUAGCUGCCCUUGGGCAAAAUGGCAGAUACAGAAUAUUCUGACUUUAUUUGCAUAUUCCUAUUCUGUGUGUCUCGAGCAAAUUGCAGGCGAAGGUACAAUCCUGUAGGUCCUGCAGCUCUUUUUUUGCACUAAUCACUUCUUUAGUGAGUUUGUCUACCUCGAUAAGAGCCGUAAACAGAGUGGAAACAGCAUAUGUUAUGAAGCCAUUCAAGCAGCUAUAAAGCUAUUUAGAAAAUUGAGCUUCGCAUUAGCGUUUGUCAUUUUCUUGUUUUAAAACCCCAUUCAAAUGCUUUAGUUUUCACCGAUAACCCAGGUAUUUUUCACUACAAGCCUGUUUUAUUGAACUUUGAGAGAGUAAAUGCUUCCUGUGCUAAUACAUUUUCUCGUAUAGAAUGUAAAUUAUCAUUUAUUGAGAUCUCAUUCCCUAACUCUAACUCUAAGUCUGUAUAAAUGGAUACGCACUUAAUUCGCCAAAGUAGUUCAUUCCAGUGUAUUUCUCUCAAAAUUCCAGCAAAAGGAAUCAUCAAUCCUCAGUCUUUCAGAUACCGUGCUCUGUGCAGUCAAGGUCUUUGGCGAGUUUGUGAGUCGAUGUGAGGCUUUGCACGCGGAUGUACCUGAGAACACACAUCCGGAUGAUUCUGAUGCAAGGAGGCAGGGUGCGAGGCGCAUUCACUAAGCCCUGCUGAUCCCGACUGCUCUCCGAGGAGCACGGGUCUGCUUUUGCUGCAUGUCCAAACAACCUCGCCGCACUCUCCUCUUUCCCCACUCAGCCUCUUGGCUGCUUGGCAUAACAGUCCAGUUCCUCCCUGGGGAAACUUGAGGUGCAGGCAGAUUUGCUUGAUUUAUGCUGGUGGAACAGCGCUGCAGAUAUUUAACGAUCACCUAUAGUGCUCACAUCACCGGCCAGAGAGUUUGCACAGGCUCCUGUGUGUGCACAGGGACGAAAGGACAUUACGCUAUGAGCAUGCAUCAGAAGGAUGAGAAGAUAUUAUUUAUAGCAGCUGUGAAAGACAGCAGCAGAGCGGGUUGUCAGGAUUUUGGAUGUGGUUAAUGAAUUCUAAUAGAAAAAGCCAAAUCCGAGUUAACAGCUGAAAUAAAUAGUAUUACUGUUAUACCUUUAUUUACUUUGUGUAGAGGUAUGAGAGAAUGAAAAAAAAAAAAGAUUCAAAUGAGUAUGAUCUGGUUCACAAAUUUAUGAUGAUGAUAAUGAUGAUGGCGAUGAUUAUUAUUACUACAUUUUUUCCCACAUGCAAAUGGAAGAAUACCUCAUUUACGAGUAAGAAAUAAUUACCACAUAAGGAUCAAAAGCAGAUUUAAAUUAGCAGUGGCUUAUUAAUAAUUCUGAAUUUAAACACCCUUAACAAGACUGUAAACGUUACAGCGCCUUUGUUCUUAUCUCUGGUGGUAUGCUGCUAAUCCUAAUAAAUGAACAAUGCCUAGCUGAGAGAAACAGGCCUCGUCUGAAAAUGCUGAAUUUAUUAUACUUUUAAGCAGUUGCUGAGCAGGCGAAAUAUCUGAUCCGAAUUCAUCUGCAGAUCAAAAAGCUGAAAAUACCAGCUGAGAGCAGCUUUCUACCUUUUUGUUCAUCUGAAAAUAUAUGACUAUAUGUGGGAAUAUGUGUUAGAAUAAUAAUAUAAAAAAGCUUAGUGAAGAGGGGUAUGGUUAAAAUUUGCUCAGUUAGACUGAAUGUGUGGAAAGCUGUUCUCAUAUAUUCUAUACAUUUCUUACAUUUGUACAAUAUGGACUCAGACAGAAGCGAGACUUUUGGAGUUGUCUACUGGUUUUCUCACUUUUGUUUUUUUGAUAAUGCCUUGGGAAUCUUUCUCCUGCUUCUCAGGAAGCCAGUUCUCAGGAAGCUGGCUUUUGUUUGAGCUGCCCUGAAUUCCCAUCUAUUACUGUAAAACCCAUCUUGAGUAAAAGUGCCAUUGCUCUUAGGCCCCGCUGGAAUGACAUUCUUUGAGAAAGCCUUGUUUUUCUCGGUUUCACACUUCCCGUUUCGCCACCCUGAGUGGUCGGACACAGACUGCCAUUGAUUUGGAGCACCUGAUUUUAGUUGGCCCUUACACAUUUUGUUGUAUCUGUCUCUUUCCUCCCCUGCAGAUCUCCUGUCUGAGAAUCUUUUGUUGUUCUCUGUAAGAAGCCCAGACAUCUCAACCAUCUUUUUUUUUUUUUCAACUGCAAAGCCAUUUAAAGGCAUUGAUUGCUAGCUGUAUGCCUUGAAAACCUCUUCAUAAUAGCAUUACUCCGAGGCAGCAUCACUUAACAGCAUGGAUAGAAUUCUUUCCUGUGUUAAUGUACUGGCAUGUUUUUUUUUCUUAUAUGGAACAUAAGUGACUCUUGAAUGAGCUCCCAUUCACUUACUUUAAGAGCACUGUUACCUUCGGUUCAAAUAAAUGGAUGUGCAUUUUAUUUGCUAAGUGGUGUGUUUUUCCCUGUUUUACUAGCCUGUUAUAUGCCAAAUACUUUAUCCCUCUGAUAUAAAGCAUCAGCAUGGCCUCAUCCCAGGGAGACUGUAAAGCUCAUGGCUUUCCUCUGGCUUCAACAUAAUACGUGAUUUACAGCAUGCACAAAGUUCAGCGUCUGAAAAAUCCGACUCUGCUUUACUUUAGAACUCAUGCCAAGGAUUCCUUAUGCCAGACUUUGUAGAAAUCGUUGACAGAUUUAACACGAAUAACCUCCAAGCUGGCGGUUUAUAAGCAGGUAGUAAAUGAUGUGAAUCCGUUUACCUUACUCCGUGCUGAGGCCUUAACUUUUGUUGCUUAUUUCUGUGGUUCUGGAAACUUUGUUCUGGUUUGUUGUUCAUUCCUGCCUGCAAAACUUGGCGCAGGAUAAAAAUUCAAGACCUGCAGCAUGAAAUAUAUAUUAUACAGAGCAGGCUAACUUGGAAUCCAAGUCAAAUUACUUAAAGCUACAUGGAAUGAAGUAACAUAUUGGUAGCAAUUACAGCUGAGAAGUAAACAGUCCCACACUCAUUCAUUUUCCAUUCAGCAACACAUACAAAGUUUAUAUUCAGUGUGGAUUUGACCAAUUCUCAAUCACACAAGUUAAAUGAUUUAUAUUAUUUUUUUUAUAUCCAUGAACUAUAGACGGCUUUUUAUUCACAUUUAACAUAGAUCAUUUUUGAGCAUGUAAGAAAGAUGAACGAUGUGCUAACAAAUAGCUCUUCAUUAUUCUCAUAUGUGGCUUUAUUUAUACAUGGAUCAUUCCCAGAGUCGACCACGGUUCAUAAAGAAGUGAGAUAUUUAGUUUAGUGUAAAUGCGUUGCUUCGUAUGACUCGAGUCACAUUUUCAGGGCUUUUAACAACAGAGUUUUUCACACUGACGGGAUCAUUGCUAACACAUUGGGCUUUCUCAGUAUGUGAACAUAAUGCGAAUAAUCUCAUUUUGCCUCUGAUUUAAGAAGUUGUUCUAUUUGAGGCCUCAAAAACAUACUUUUGGAUUUCUAAAUGAUUUCUGCCUCAAGGCAUCGAGGUGUUUCUUUCCGUUCAACAAUAACACUGCAGAUUGGCGCACAGCAUGUCCUGAGGCAUUUGUUACAGAAGUUUUGAAGCCUUCUUGCAUUCAUAAAAUAUUAUCUCCAUUCUGAUGUUGCUUUCAUGCUAUCAUGAAACACGUCUUGACAGUGGUCCAGGUGUUAUUUGUUUCCAUCAGAACUAAUUACAGGCUGCAUGGAUAGCAGCUCCUCUAUGACCGUGGUGACUGGUGUAAUCUGAUAAGGAGACGGGAUAUGGAGUUUAAAUCUUGGCCUAGUCAGAAAGAAACACUGCACACUGGACACACGCACACACACAUCUGCACAUGGACAGUGUCUUCAUUUAAGCUUUUGUUAUUAAAGUGUUAACCUUAAAAAAGAGACCAAUCACACAUGAUUUUUUCCAAAUAUUUAUUUAUGAUGUUAUCUAUUGCAGAAUAAGUACUGCUAUUUAUCGACACAAGCGACCCUCUUGUGAAUAAGGUGUGUGUGUGUGUGUGUGUGUAUGUGUACUUUAAAGCAAGUUGGUACACUGAAUAUUACUACAUUGAUUCCCCAUACCAUAAACAAGAUGACCAUGCUGUGAUAGUUUUGCUACAUUUUUCUUGCAAUCUGGUGUUUUGCUUCUCAUUAGUCUCCAUAAUCAAGAAUUUAGAAAUCGAUGCAUUUAUCAAUGAUAGAUCAGCAGUAACUAAUGGAAUGUUCUUGGCAGGAUUCAAUGUGAGAACCAACUGAUCACCAGGCAUUCAAAGCCCAUGGCGGCCUGAAAAACAUUCCCAUGAUCUCAAGUAUAACUUCAUAAUGCUGCCCUUCAGAAGGCUCUGAUGACAACUCGGGGGCUAAAAGUGAAAAAUAAACAGCUGCAGGCGCACAGCUUGGAGUAAAUGUGGACAUGGCAAACAGCCAUGGCCAGGGUAGCAUGACACUGAGACUGAAAAAAAAAGGAGGACAAGAGACCUCUCUGCCAGCCUCCGGUGUGCCAGGCGUGCCAGAAAAGUCUUGGUGUUGGCCCAGGUCAUCUCGCUUCAGUAUGGUUGGAAAAAAAAGAGGACGGAUAUUGGCUGGAAGGUGGCAGGAAUGCUGUAAAAGGCUUGCACCUGCCUUCUGAGGAGUGGAGUUGUGCUGUGGGGUUGCUGAAACAGUGCUAGAGGUAUUUAUAAACAGCCCUGGACAUUUAAUACAGUCAAUCACACAUCACAUCUCGCCUUUCAAUGUUUGCAGCCAAAAACACAGCUGGGCUGAGCGAACGAGGAAAGAGUUAACCUUUUCCUUUCUGCUUUGAAACAAGGCCGGAAAAACAGGGUGAAAGGUCAAACUGAAUUGAGAUACUGCAGGGGAAUUCCUCACUGUUCCUCUGAACUGGAGUAGAGCUGCCGUACAUCGUACUGUUCUUUAGAUGGACACAACAACGCCUCCUGACUAUCAAAUAUUGGACUCGUGUGUAUCAGGCCGAGCUCACUGGAACAUUUCAAUGCUCUAAUGCUGAGGACAAAAUAACUGGUCUCCAUGUGAAGCUCUCCCAUGAUGCAACAUGUGCCUCCAGCACCAACACUGACAAUGAUGGCCACACAGAGCGUCCCACCACCAUCCUAUCAAGAGAGCCAACAGAUGACAGGCACUGCACAACAGAACUCCAAGGCCCAGCAGGUCCAUAUCUCAGCGUCGCCAGGCGCAGGGGCCGCCCCGCUCAGCGUGACCCUUGACCCGCAGGCCCAGCUGGAGUCAGACAAAAGGGCUGUUUACAGGCACCCGCUGUUCCCACUGCUGGCGUUGCUGUUUGAGAAGUGUGAGCAGGCCACACAGGGCUCAGAGUGCAUCACCUCAGCCAGCUUCGAUGUCGACAUUGAGAACUUCGUGCACCAGCAGGAGCAGGAGCGCAAGCCUUUCUUCAGUGAAGACCCCGAACUCGACAACCUGAUGGUGAAGGCAAUCCAGGUGUUACGGAUCCACCUGCUGGAGCUGGAGAAGGUUAACGAGCUCUGUAAAGACUUCUGCAACCGCUACAUCACUUGCCUCAAGACUAAGAUGCACAGUGACAAUCUGCUACGCAAUGACCUAGGUGGCCCAUAUUCACCGUCACACACCAGCCUACAGCAGGAUAUGAUGCAGACUUCCUCUUCCUCGCUCUCAUCUGUGUCAAGCUCGGUUAACUCUUCGGGCAUUGCAGCCUGCUCUCUGCCUCAGAGUAAUGUCAGCAUGACCAGCAUCAACUCACAGGUGGUGUCAGGUGGGGCGCUGUAUCAACCGGUUGCUAUGGUGACUUCUCAAGGGCAGGUGUUAACCCAGACUCUACAGCAGGGGACCAUCCAGCUCCAGAACACACAGGUGAACCUGGACCUCGCCUCACUCUUGGACAGCGAUGAUAAGAAGUCGAAGAACAAGAGGGGAGUCCUACCCAAACAUGCCACAAAUAUCAUGCGCUCCUGGCUCUUCCAGCAUCUCAUGCACCCUUAUCCUACAGAAGAUGAGAAAAGACAGAUUGCCGCACAAACCAACCUCACCUUAUUACAAGUAAACAACUGGUUUAUCAAUGCACGCAGGCGUAUUCUUCAGCCCAUGCUCGAUGCCAGUAACCCUGAUCCUGCCCCUAAAGCCAAGAAGAUGAAGUCACAGCACAGACCCACGCAGCGUUUCUGGCCUGACUCCAUCGUGGCUGGUGUGCUGCAGACACAUGGCCCUCACUCUGCUAACAAUUCAGACAGUUCCCUGGGCAUGGACAGCCUGCAGCCUCUCUCCUCUGACUCAGCCACUCUGGCCAUGCAGCAGGCCAUGUUGGCGGGCGCUGAGGACUCCAUGGACGGCACAGACGACGAAGAAGAAGAAGAAGAGGAUGAGGAAGGAAUGGAGGAUGAGGAAGAAGAUGAAGAGGAAGAAAGGCAUCUGUCUGUCAGGAGAGAUCUUCGCCUUGAUCACAGCGAGGGACUGGAGUAGAGACAGACGCAGGAAACUGACCUGUCACGUUUUAAACCAUGCCCCAGAGGUUUCCAUUGGACACUUAAGUGCUUUGGAACUUUGAAUUAGACAAGGGAGGUUUGCAAAAAUGAGCUGUGAAUUACAAUAAUUACUGAAUUUAUUUGUACAAUUUAGGGAAAUUAAUGAAUGCACACACAUUGACCAUUUAAAUGUUAUAUACUGGGAGAAUAAAUAGACGCUUUAGUUAUAUUAACAAAAUCCUCUGCGUAAUGUUGGUCCUGAUGAGUUCAUGCAUCCACAUCUUAUUUUGUCCCACACAAAAUUUUCUUUUCAGCUCACAGCAUGAUAUUUUUUACACAUCAUUAACAGGAAAAGUUAUCAUCCAUUUUACCAGGUGGCUUUCUGGGCAUGAGUUUUCCAAUUGUGAUACUUUGCUAGCAUCAGUAUUCCAUACUGAGUUUGAAAAUACUUAAAAAAAGAAAAAAAAAAACGAAAACAAAAAAUUGUAAAAGACCUGACAGCACAAAGCACACACCUUAGACUAUGAUGCAUUUGCGCAGUUGCUUGAUAUUUAUGUUUUAGGUUUUCGAUCAACAAUGUUGCACUUGGGAGGAUUCUCAUUUGCCUGGAUGAUGCAAUUCUGAAUGGCACUGAAGGCCAACUGCCUGGAACUUGCAGCCGACGAACUUUUCUCCUCAUGACAAAGAAAACAUGGAGUGAGACAACAUGGCACAUUAAGCAUUUCAUUUAUGGAGGAAAAUAAACCAGUGGGUCCUUCCAGCCCUCAGACUUCCUUGUGAUGUUUACUGAAGAAGUACUGCAGGAAGGAAGACAAUUUUACAGAGCAUUUCAGCUGCUGGAACCCCUCUGUGUAGUUUUCUGUGAAGGACAGAAACUGUGAAGAUACUCCUGAGCAGUUUGGGUUAAAUCAGUCUCCAGAAUAAAGCAGCUGUUUCUGAUGUGAUGUUUAGAGAUGAGAGAAGCUGUUAUUGAAUGUUAUUGGAGUUGGUCUUGUGAAGUAUGUUUCUCAUUAUCUUUUUCUUGGUUGUUUUUAAAUGGUUCUUCCAGAGCAAGUAAUGAUAGGGGAAAUUUUUAUUUUGUUUGUAUACAUUGUUGUCAUGAUCUAUUGUGUUUCAAUAGACCAUUUUUGAUAAUUAAAAGAGAUAAUUUUAGUGGA